Pestalotiopsis fici W106-1 is the source of this 2184-nucleotide messenger RNA. RefSeq lists its product as uncharacterized. Lineage: Eukaryota; Fungi; Ascomycota; Sordariomycetes; Amphisphaeriales; Sporocadaceae. The record is from RefSeq and is a predicted model, not a curated record. Gene Ontology annotation, molecular function: protein binding. The transcript has 2 exons. Bases 1 to 2184 code for a protein of 727 amino acids.
AUGGCUGCCAGUGCUGGGCCUCGCGUUCGGCGCACGGCACAGAAUACACAGCACACAUACAACUUGAACCGCCGAGUACAUGCUGUUCAGACUUACCCUGUGUUGUCACCUCAAGGAGCGACAGUCAUACUCUACGGCCACGAGGAUGGCGUAACGAUCUUAUGGCGCGGAGGAAAACGAUUCAAGGAGUCCACUUAUAGCGAAAUAACACACGUGGCACACAACAAACAGAAUGGCAAUGCUGCGGCUGCGGCUGAUGCUGUCAUGAUCCUAGAUUCCGAUGAGGACGACACACCAUCGGGGCAAAAUGCCUUUGUCGACAAGCCAGAGUUUGAAGAAGCUGCCGAAGAUGACCAAGGUACUCAAUCUCAGAUUACCCAAACAUUGGACCUGUCCUUGGGCACUUCCGUCACUUGCAUCGCGGCUCUGCCCAUGACACCAUGCUCUGCUGAGGAUGCUGCAUGGGAAGGAGCUGAAAUUCUCAAGGAGAAAAUUGUUUUCGUUGUCUCAUGUGCCAGUCGUGAGGUCUAUUAUAUCACACUGCCUUUGACCCCGCCUUCACCAAGAAGCAAAGCUCGGGAUGAUCUCAGGGAAAACCUCCUCGCAUCAAAGGCCGGGAAUGGUAAAUGGGGCGAGACAUUGACGCUGCUCAAUGGCCAACAAAAGCCAAGCGAUGGUCUGGCGAUCACGCUUAUCAAGCCCAAGGUUUUGUCGGAACGCAGCAAAUCCAACGAGCGCUCGAGAUCGACUGGAAGAGCAGCUCCACGCGCGGUCGUUGCCGCUCACACUGCAGAAGGCUCUGGCAUGUUACGUUUGUGGGAUGUACCCCUGGAGAAGCCUGCCAAGGAUCGUCCGAUAGAGCCUUUUCAGACCGAGAUUUUACCCAACCCUCUCAAGGGAAUUGCCUUCAACCCUACACACUCCACUCAGUUGCUCUGCAACGCCUCACCCCACGCAGUCCGGAUAUAUGAUUAUGCUCAAGCCUCAAUGGCCCCAGAUGACCUGUCAGAGGGCCCCUUUCCUUCACAAGGCUCUUGGCUGAUUUCACUCUACCCGCCAUUUGCGCGACCCACGGCGUCUAGAAAGGCAAUACUAGCCGCCUCGUGGAUCGCUCAUGGCAGAGCUGUGCUGGUCCUUUUGAUGGAUGGCCAAUGGGGUAUCUGGGAUAUUGACGGUGUCUCGCCCCAUGGUCCAGCACUAUUUGGCAAGGCGGGGUCAGGCAUCAAGGGUGCGGCUCUGACCUCAUUCAGCGCUUCAGGCCAUAUUGAGGGGACAAGCCCCCUCCGCAGCUUCGGAUCCCAGAGGGCUUCGGCCGUAAGUAGCGAUUUCGUUCCGAUGACUCCUCACUCGCGUCGCGAAGCACCAAUCAGCGUAUCAGGACCUGAGCGCAUGUCCACUGUACAGGGUGGAAUCCUCGUGACGCCGCUUCCUGCGCGGGCUACUACAACUUCUGAUGAAAGUGCCGUGCUGUGGAUUGGCGGAGCAGAGCACGUUGUUGUGAUACCCGGAGUCCUUAAAUUCUGGGAAGCUCAACUGCGCAAGGGUGUUGGUGGUGGUGUCAACCUCUUCAGCGGAGCUCAGCCGACCAGAAUGAUCAAGCUGACUGAUCUCGUUGUCGGCUUGAUGGGAGAACGCUGUGUUGGUGUGGGUGCGAUUCCCAAGGCGGAUACUGGCGAAAGUUCUAACAAUGAGGGUCUUCCGAUCGAGGUUAUCAUAUCCGGAGAAAGUCGACUUGUUGUGGUGCGCGAAAGCGAGACUGCUGUUGGUACGCGAAUUGGAGGCGUUAAGGGAAGCUUCCACAGGAAGCUCAGCCAAGGGGCAAGGAGCACUGGUGCAGUCACUGCUUACCCGCAACCAGCACUGCCUCCGAGCAAGGAGUACAAUCUCUCGGUCAGGAAAAGAGGCACUCUCGGACGACCUCCUAUCCAGACGGGGCAAUCUGCGGAUACGGUAUUGCCAACAACCGAGACUCCCGACUUUACGCCAUCUUCGUUCUCGGGCUUUGAUCUUGCAAAGAACCUGAACACUGCUGCCGAUGCCAUGGAGGUUGACAACCAAGAGGAGCGAGACUUUGAGCAGGAGCUGGAAACGGACAUGCUGGGCUUGAUGGAUAUCGAGCAAACUCUCGAUUCGAUGGAAGACGACAGGGGAAGGGGUCGGAAAAAGGUCAACUUUGAGGUUUAG